Messenger RNA from Kluyveromyces lactis, 939 nucleotides. RefSeq names its product SCO family protein. Gene Ontology annotation, molecular function: copper chaperone activity; copper ion binding. The coding region runs from base 1 to 939 and encodes 312 amino acids. NCBI's taxonomy places the organism in Eukaryota, Fungi, Ascomycota, Saccharomycetes, Saccharomycetales, Saccharomycetaceae. The record is from RefSeq and is a predicted model, not a curated record. Gene Ontology annotation, biological process: mitochondrial respiratory chain complex IV assembly; intracellular copper ion homeostasis. Gene Ontology annotation, cellular component: mitochondrial inner membrane. The transcript has a single exon.
AUGUUACGCAGCAUUGUUCGCGUCCCUAGUAUUACUUUUGCUUCUAAAGAAGCAAUGAGACCAGUGCUAAGGAAAACUACCUUGGCCCAUUUUAUGAAUCAUUACAGAUCGUUAUCCGUAUCUGCAACCAAGUUACAAGAGAUUAAGAAAUAUGACCCUGCCCCUGCAGUAGGUAGUCCAAAACCUAAGAAGAAGCCAUUAAGUAGGAUACCCAUUGGCGGUGCUGAAACUCAUACCCAAAAAGUUGAUACAGGUUCUACCAUCGAAUUUACUACCUGGAAAGCAGCAGCUUUGUUCAUUCUUAUCGGAGGCGGGGUGUACUAUUUCUUUAAAAAUGAGAAGCAAAGAUUAGAGACCGAGAAGGAGGCGGAAGCUAACAGAGGUUACGGUAGGCCAUUGGUCGGAGGUCCCUUUAGUUUGAUUGAUUUUAAUGGGAAUCCAUUUACAGAGAAAGACUUGCUAGGCAAGUUCUCUAUCAUCUAUUUUGGUUUCAGUCAUUGUCCAGAUAUUUGUCCAGAUGAGUUAGAUAAGUUAGGAGCAUGGUUAACUGAGUUAAAGAAGCGUGACAUCAAUUUGCAACCUGUUUUCAUUACUUGUGACCCGGCUAGAGAUCCACCAGAAGUCUUGAAAGAAUACCUAAGCGAGUUCCACCCUGACAUUAUCGGUUUAACUGGUGACUAUGAUGCCGUGAAGAAUGCUUGCAAAAAAUACAGAGUCUAUUUCUCUACUCCACCAAACGUCAAACCUGGCCAGGAUUAUUUAGUUGAUCAUUCCAUUUUCUUCUACUUGAUGGACCCAGAAGGUCAAUUCAUUGAUGCCCUAGGUAGAAACUAUGACGAACAGACUGGUGUUGAAAAAAUCGUCGAACAUGUAUCUGCUUAUGUUCCAAAGGAAGAACGUGAAAAGAGAAAGGACAAAUGGUAUUCCUUCUUGUUUUAA